AUGGAGGCUCUACUAGCUCAUUCCUUUGAUUACCUCUCCUCUUACGAGCCUAGUAAGGUCCGGAAAGGUUUGCGCCAGGUCGAAGGCCUACUCGCCCAGAUAUGUCUCUCCAAAUCAAAACCCGUCAAUGACCGACGGAAACCCCGAAUGUCCCCGGAUAUCCCUCAGCCUGUCCCAAAAGCACUAUCAGAAUUGCGAGAUGAUCCCGCCUUCCGAGAGUUCUCUAAGCUCCAGGAGAGCUUCCAAUGGAACAUCGCAAUGCGCCUAGUAUCAUGUCUCGAACACCUGCUCGGCCGAGGCAGCAACGGCACAAACGACAUGCUGAUAGUCUGCACCCUCGACCUGAUACAAGGUGCUCUCCUCUUACAUCCCGGCUCACGAAGCCUUUUCGCCCGCGAAAUCUACAUGAACCUUCUCCUCGACCUCCUCGACCCAAUAAACUGUCCUGCCGUGCAGUCCGCUACCCUCCUCACACUCGUCACCGCUCUUUUGGACUGUCCGGCCAACACCCGUACAUUCGAAGAUCUAGACGGCCUGCUCACAGUCACAUCGCUGUUCAAACAACGCGCCACAUCCCGCGAAGUCAAGCUCAAGCUCGUCGAAUUCUUAUAUUUCUACCUCAUGCCUGAAACAGCCACUCAAGCACCUGCCUCCCCGCCGGGUCUGCAGCGCAGCCCUAGCAAAUUGUCCAACGCGCCUUUCUCGCGCAGUGCUCAUGCUGCGGCUAAUGCGGCUAGCAAGAUGAGUCGCGAUACCCGUACAACCGACGAGAAGCAGGCUCUUCUGGGGAGAUAUUUGAAUAACGUCGAGGAUCUGGUCGAGGACCUCAAGGAGACAGCUCCGUUCGGAGCAACGGUUUACUAA
Messenger RNA from Penicillium brevicompactum, 864 nucleotides. Its product is annotated as cell division control protein 14. Lineage: Eukaryota; Fungi; Ascomycota; Eurotiomycetes; Eurotiales; Aspergillaceae. Bases 1 to 864 code for a protein of 287 amino acids. The record is from RefSeq and is a predicted model, not a curated record. The transcript is spliced from 2 exons.